AUGUAUAAUUCCGCACACGACCACCCGUCAACCGAUGCCCCGCCCACGGACGACCACAUCCCCGAAGACGAUCCCACAAACCGCGUCACCAUUUGGUUCAACGAGCGAGUCCUCGUUUUCGAUGAGGUUCCCACGCAAAAGGUCCAAGCUGCCCUUUUGGUCCUCGGGGGAUUCACCUUUGGCCGGAAACCCGAGCCACCGUCCGACGCUAGAAUACUGGACGCCAGGCGACAGGAGUGCCUCAACAAGUAUCGUCACAAACGGGACCGGAGGUGCUACAAAAAGAGAAUAAGGUACAACGUGCGCCACGAGGUAGCACUCCGAAUGAGACGGAGGAAAGGACAAUUCGCGCCGAAGAAUGUGGGCCCGUUGGGCCCACCUGAGGAGGAGGGGGUGGUUGGCCCCUCGCAGUGCGGCCACUGCGGGAUACGGGCUGGGGAGACGCCGAUGAUGCGGAGGGGGCCCAGCGGGCCCAAGACACUAUGCAAUGCAUGUGGGCUUCAUUGGGCCAGCAAGGGGGUGAUGCGGGACACGUCCAAGAAGUUUUCGCCAAUGGGCCACCUGCCCAUUCAUAGGGAUGCGUAUGAUGAUGGUACUGAGAUUGAAAUGUGA
Molecule: messenger RNA, 612 nt
Organism: Striga hermonthica
Lineage: Eukaryota; Viridiplantae; Streptophyta; Magnoliopsida; Lamiales; Orobanchaceae
Source: the annotation of a GenBank genome assembly